Mercenaria mercenaria is the source of this 2112-nucleotide messenger RNA. RefSeq lists its product as uncharacterized. The coding region runs from base 171 to 698 and encodes 175 amino acids. The transcript is spliced from 6 exons. NCBI's taxonomy places the organism in Eukaryota, Metazoa, Mollusca, Bivalvia, Venerida, Veneridae. The record is from RefSeq and is a predicted model, not a curated record.
CAUAUUGACAUUUUGUAUUUUGAAAUCGAAUAUAAAUAGACCUACUAGAUUGUACGUUAGUAUGCAUUUUGAAAUCGAACAUGCAUACAGGUAUAUAUAUAAGUGCGUUUUGUCGAGAUAUUAAAAAUACCGGGAUUUUAUACAGCAACUAAACGUUUCAACAUUAGAUAAUGGAUGAAAAAACAGACUUGCGUGUUGCAGAUGAUAAAACGGCUGGUGUAAAAUCGGGAACAUUUCUAAAAUCGAAAUGUCUGCUUUUCCUUCUAAUCGCAAUUCAUGUGCUUUGGUUUGGUAUGGGAGUGGCGAAAAUCCUUAUUGGUGCAAUGUAUAUUGAUGAUUGCGACCGUUUACAAAUGAUUCCAAUCUGGCUAAUUGUGGACGCAUUCAUACCAAUCCUCUUUGUCGUCGGAUUUGUACCUUAUUAUAAAGAGAGUACUAGUGACACUAUGAGACAGUAUGGCCGGAUUUGUCUGAUCGUAGCGUUGAUUGUGCACUUAGCCUGGUUAGCUUGUGGUUGCAUACUGAUCUUUCCGGACUGGAAUGCAGACGAGCACUGUGACAAUGUGCUAGAGUCAUUUACCAAAGCUGCGGUUAUCGUCAACUGCAGUGUGAUCGGCUCCUGGGGUCAGAUUGUCUUUCGACUGAUCUUUGUUAAGUGUUGCAGCAAAAAGACGACAAAUUGUGGAUCUCAAAACUAACAAGACAUUACGGAGGAUGGUCUUUGAAGACUUCUUUUUUCUAUACCGUACUCUUACGUCAAAGCAGCCGUGGAUUAUCUGGUUUUCAUUUACAACCGACGAUAUAUGAGAUCAUUGGCUUUUUAAGAGUGUCAGAAAAGGACUGCCGUUGCCUGAUUGUUAAUUCUUAUUGGAUAAGUUAUAACAUAACCAUAUAGAUACAAUUAAAUAUAUCAUUUUGGAGGGUCAGUGUUUGUACUACCUGUCUGAAAGAAUGACAGACAUUUUUUUAACAUUAUGUCUUCUUAAAGAUUCAACUGUCAUUUGUUGUUCUGGUAUGUUGUCACCUUCUUGUAUUUUUCUCGGAGCAAAGAAGUUGUCAUAUUAAAUGGUUCACUACAUGUAUCCUCUCCAGAAUGUAUCAUUAAGGCUCACUGCUAUAAUCUGAAUUUGUGCAGUGGCAAUGAUAUUUCUUAAAACAAUAGAUUUGUAGUGAUUUUUCAAUUGUUUGAUAAAGGAGAAGUAUAUUAUAUCACAAAUAGACAUAAUAGUAUCCUGAUAUAUUUGUUGGUAUUUGUUUCUUUGAACUGAUUUUGUCUGUCAUUUUCUAAAAUUCUUUCAUGCCCAACUUCGAAGAAGCGGGGGUAUAGUCCUUUGCACCUUUCGGUCAGUCUGUCAGUAGAGCGAAUGGUUUCCGGCCAAUAACUUGAGAACCACUUAAUUACGAACAUUAAAACUUGGUAGUACUAUUGGGUUAAUGAAAUAGAUGACCCUUAUUGAUUUUUGGGUGGAAAGCUACGGGACACUGAACAUUGAGAACUAUUUAUGCACGGAAACUUGAGAAUCACUUGACCAAGAACCUUGAAAUUUGACAAAUUGACUGGACUUUAUGAAGUAGAAAACCUCUGUAGUUUUUGGGCUCAGUAAGUCAAAGCUCAAUGUCAUAUGGGCCUAAACUUUAGCACCACUUUACCCAGUAUCUUCAUACUUGAAAGCAUGAUUGAAGUUGACGACCCUUUUUGUUUUGUGGGUAAGUAGGUCAGGGUCAAAGUGAUCAAGGGUCUGUAAAUGGUAAACCGAUCAUAGGGGCAUAUGUGUUUUUUACAAAAAAGACUUUUUAUUUUAUUGAUAUUUAGUGUAAAAUUACUCCACAUAAAACAGGUCAUACAUGUGUUCUGAGUAGAUUACUUUGCUCCUACACUGUGUUGUUUGUUCCUUAAUAUUGUAUUAUAUAAGUUUUAGUGACGAAGCAGUCAUAUGCAUUUCAUGUUUCAUAAUUUUGAUUAAUUGCGGAAUUACACGUACGAGCUUCUGGACUAUAAAAUCCUAGACGGCACAAUUAGCAUGCUCGAAUGUUACAUGAAAUAGCAGUGAAUAUAUAUAGACAUUUGUACAUUGUUUGAGUUAGAAUAAAUUUUGAAUUUACCAUUUAAAA